Molecule: messenger RNA, 1681 nt
Organism: Scleropages formosus (Asian bonytongue)
Lineage: Eukaryota; Metazoa; Chordata; Actinopteri; Osteoglossiformes; Osteoglossidae
Gene: elmod1
Product: ELMO/CED-12 domain containing 1
Exons: 11
Coding region: 430-1437 (335 amino acids)
Molecular function (GO): GTPase activator activity
Source: RefSeq, a predicted model, not a curated record
GCAGCGCGUGUUAAGAUGCUUUAGCUGAUGCCUGUUGUGUCUGGUUUGCAACCGAAAACGCAUCAUCAGGUCAUCGGAAAAUCCACCCGUAAACCAAACUAAACGAUUACGUCUGGCGUUUUGCUGUGACAUCUAGUUUUAAAUGACUGGUGGCAGAGUAAAAAUAAUCUAAUGAAAUUUUAAAAGCAGUCGUUUAAAAAGCGGAAUUUUCUUUUUCUUGGUAAUCCACGAGCUGUGAGGAUAUAGGGAAGCUUCAUCACUGAGAUUUGACGGUGACAUGCACGAUCUCUGUUAUGAAAGAAUCUUCGUCUAUUACUAUUUACAGUAAUUGGCGGAAUUUUGUCACACUUGUAUUUUAACACAGAGCUAAAAGCUCACCAUUGAGAAUAUUUCGACUAAGCCUAAGGCAUCGAGGAGAAACAAGCGAAAAUGAAGCACUUUCUACGGGUCCUUGCACAGUUCUGUGUUUUCCUGUACUGCAAAUUCUUGUGGAGAACCUUCAAGUUUGUGGUCCGAAAGGUCACAGGCCGAUGUGAGCUGCAGCGCAUUUGUUACAACAACAAACCGGGUGCCCGCAGGACACUCAAGAUUGAGUCUUCUCUCAAGUUCUCUAAGAGUGAGCUCCUGCAGUCUGCUGUCAAUGUCCAUCCAGACUUGGUUGAGAAGACCAUUGACAGCAUCAUGGCUUUAAAGAAGAUUAACCCUGACACAAACCCACAGUUGGGGAUCUCCCUCCAGGCCAGCCUCUUGCAAAUCGUUGGAUAUCGGAAUCUUGUGGUAGAGGUGGAGAAGUUGCGUCGAGAGCCAUAUGACUGCGAGAACCUAGAGCAUGAGGAGAUGUUACUGAAGCUCUGGAAGACUCUGCGCCCUGAAUCCCCCCUCAGCGGCCGCAUUUCCAAGCAGUGGUGCGAAAUCGGUUUCCAAGGCAAUGACCCCAAGACUGAUUUUAGGGGCAUGGGACUCCUGGGCUUAUACAAUCUCUUAUAUUUUGCAGAGCAUGACAAGGCCACUGCUCUGCAGGUGCUGCAUGAUUCCCUGCAACCCAAGCACAGGACCAUAUCCAGAGGAGAAACCAGUAACAUAAGCAAAAUUGAGUGGGAGAAGAAGAAGUUCGAUAAAGCAAUUGGGUACUCAUUUGCAAUUGUGGGCAUCAACAUCACAGACCUGGCAUACUCUCUUCUGGUGAGCGGUGCCCUGAAGACUCACUUAUACAAUGUGGCCCCAGAGAUGCCCAGUCUGGUCCACUUCCAGCAGACCUUCUGUUACCUCAUGCAGGAGUUCCACAGGUUCUGGAUUGAAGAAGACCCUUGUGAUAUCAUGGAAUUCAAUCGUGUGCGCAACAGGUUCCACAAGAAAGUGCUUAAGCAGCUGAAGAAUCCUGACAUGGCCCUGUGCCCUCACUUUGCUGCCUCUGACCUGCACCUUGUCAACCUGUAGUUGCCCCCAAACACUGAACCUUCUGUAAACCUCCAUGUCUCAGCUGUGUCAUGCCACUGCCAACAGCUCACCUAUUCCCACUCCCAGUAUGACUACAUCAUUUCACAUUCUGCCACCGUGCUGCCCUUGGAACACCAGCAUCACUGUUGACCAUGGUGAUUGUAGACAUGCAGGAAAAUGCUGUGCAAUGUGAUCUAUUUAUUAUCAUUUUUAUGGUUAUUAUUUAUUGUUAUUCAGUGAUUUU